AUGGUUGACUGGACUCCGGAGAUGGAUGAAUAUUAUUUGGCUUAUAAGUCCCAUCAUAACAAGUUUAAAAAACUUACAGCCAAAUUCGGUAAGCUCAGACGCCGGAAAGACGAAGAAGGAAACCCUUGGUUUGUGGAUGUCAUGGAAAGCUUCCUGCUGGCGAAGGAAGCAGUAGCUGAGGGAGAAAGGGAGAUCGCCGGGAGAAGACAAUUUGAAGAUCGAUUUCCGGACGCGCACCCACCGCCGGAUUCUGGGGAGGAGGAUGGCCAUCUAAAGCAGAUCAGGCAAAGAGAAGGGGCACUGGUGAACAGUCAUUCUGUUUCUGCUGUGUGCUUCUACAUGGUUAUUGAUAUGGAGCCAUCUACAGAGUUCUUUUAG
Messenger RNA from Aspergillus affinis, 378 nucleotides. RefSeq lists its product as uncharacterized. The coding region runs from base 1 to 378 and encodes 125 amino acids. Lineage: Eukaryota; Fungi; Ascomycota; Eurotiomycetes; Eurotiales; Aspergillaceae. The transcript is spliced from 3 exons. The record is from RefSeq and is a predicted model, not a curated record.